Molecule: messenger RNA, 1415 nt
Organism: Misgurnus anguillicaudatus (oriental weatherfish)
Lineage: Eukaryota; Metazoa; Chordata; Actinopteri; Cypriniformes; Cobitidae
Source: RefSeq, a predicted model, not a curated record
CAACUCACUGCUUCAGAUUUUUUUACGUUUUUGACAAUGGGGCAGAAGCAGGCUGGAGUUGGUUUAGUGGUGAUGCUGCUUUUAUUUUGCUUGUCUGAAGCAGAAUGGCGAGGAAGAUCAGCUCAUAAUCUGAGCCCAACUAUGUUAAGGCUUCAGUCACAAAUGAAAGUUCCUCAGCAGAGUCAAUCUGGGAUGCCUCUGUUUCCCCAAAGCAACCCUAUUUUGGCACCACAGAGGCUUCCUUCUCAGAUUCCUAUUCAGACACCUGCUGUGAGUGGUGGAAGGCCUGGUCAAGAUCCUUUGGGUGUGCAGUCCAAACAGCUUUUGCAGGGUCCAAUAGAAAAAUUGACGUGGACCUUUCCAAGACUACCAGAAGAACCUGAACAGCCAGCAGUUGCAUUUGAUUUGCGGAAGCCUAUUUCUGUUAACAGUGUAGCAGCUCAGUGUGGUGAGAAUUCGGUAUAUGUGGAAGUGAUGGAGGACUUCUUUGGGACUGGGAAGCCACUAAUGGCCUCUGCUUUUUCACUGGGAGGCUGUACUGCAACAGGGGAGGACCAUACUGCUCAAGUGCUUAUCUUUGAAUCAGAACUGCAUGGAUGUAACAGCAUGUCAACAAUGACUGAAGAUGAGCUUAUCUAUAAGUUCUCCCUCAUCUACACUCCACAAGAUGCUGGACCUAUUUUACGAAGUGGUGGUGCAGUGGUUGGUAUUGAGUGUCAUUAUCCAAGAAUGCAUAAUGUAAGCAGCAAUGCCUUAAUGCCCACUUGGGUACCAUAUGCCGCUACUAAAGUUGCAGAGGAACUUCUGGUGUUCUCCCUCAAGCUCAUGACUGAUGACUGGAGAUUUGAGAGGCCUUCUCACCAGUACUUCCUGGGUGAGUUCGUGAAUAUUGAAGCCUCUGUGAUGUCGUACAACCACGUUCCUUUCCGUGUGUUUGUGGAUCACUGCAUCGCUACUGCAGUCCCUGACAUCAAUGCUGUGCCCAGUUACUCCUUUAUUGAGAAUAAUGGGUGUCUGGUUGAUGCUAAGAUCACUGGCUCCAGUUCUCGCUUCCUGCCCCGAACUCAAAACGACAAGCUGCAGUUCCAACUAGAGGCUUUCAGGUUCCAGCAAGAAAACAGUGGGCUGGUCUACAUCACUUGUGUUCUGAAAGUGGCUGAAGCAUCCACCCCUACUAAUGCAGAGCAAAAGGCUUGCUCAUUUGCUGCUAAUAGGUGGGUGUCUGCUGAUGAAUCGGACCAAGUGUGUGGCUGCUGUGACUCAAACUGUGGGACGAGGAUUGGAAGUGAUCAAGUUAUUAAAGAUCUACGAUCGGAAAGUGCAUCCGUUGGUCCUAUCAGCGUAAAGGAAUAUGGCUUUGGCCAUUUGUAAUUUUAAUGAUUUCAUAAUACCAAAUAAAAGUUCCUUAAUCAUGA